Molecule: messenger RNA, 1693 nt
Organism: Photinus pyralis (common eastern firefly)
Lineage: Eukaryota; Metazoa; Arthropoda; Insecta; Coleoptera; Lampyridae
Product: fidgetin-like protein 1
Exons: 7
Coding region: 63-1625 (520 amino acids)
Molecular function (GO): ATP hydrolysis activity; ATP binding; microtubule severing ATPase activity
Source: RefSeq, a predicted model, not a curated record
CUACGAUUUUGGUCUUCUGGUUGACAUAACGUCAGACAUUCCUAAUUCAAAAAUUAGUACAAAUGGAUAACGAAAAUUUAAACUAUUUGCCUCAGUAUCAAAAACUAAUCUUUGACAAUAAGGAAAACUUGGUAGAUGUAAAUCGAAAAUGUUUAAUACAAACUUAUUCUGCUUCGCUGCAGUUGUUGGAUAACAAUGAAACUCUUCAGCUUUUGGAAGUGAAUUUAGAGAAAUAUACUAAAUCUUUGAAUAAUGCGUUUAAAGAGAAGUUAAAAGUUGAUGGAGCUGUUCCGAUGACAAAACACAGUUACUUGAAACCGGUAAAUUUGAAAUUUCCGAAUUGUAAUCAACAUUGUUCCGGAUCCGAUUUUAAUGAGUUGAUGAAGCAUUUAAAGGUAAAGGAAGUCAAGCCAAAGAAGCAAAUCCUACCACAAGCAGUUGUAAAAUCCACAAGCUUCUCUUUAACACCACCAGAGGACAUAAAAGAAUCUAAGCCUGCAUUUAGGACAGCACGGGAAGAACUAGAAAUGCAAAAUUCGAAAGCAAACAAUAAUCGUGCUCCAGCUUGCGGACAAAAGAGAAAAUUGGGCACCUUAGGAGCGCGGCGCAAUGUACAAAGCAAAUUUGUUUCUCCAGUAUUAGCGCAGCACGAGAGCAAUGAACACCGCUCUCACAAAAGUAAUGAGUGGCCAGGCGAGGAGGAAUUUGUCGAUGAGCGAUUAAAAAAUAUCGAUCCAAAAAUGGUAGAAUUAAUUCGAUCUGAAAUUAUGGACAAUGCGCCCGUUGUCCAGUGGGAUGAAAUUGCUGGGUUGGAGUCUGCCAAAAAUGCCAUACAUGAAGCUGUAGUGUGGCCUAUGUUAAGACCCGAUAUUUUUACUGGUUUACGUAAACCUCCAAAGGGGAUUUUAUUGUUUGGUCCACCUGGAACCGGAAAGACCUUGAUAGGAAAAUGUGUCGCAUCACAAUCUAAAUCGACAUUCUUCAGUAUCAGCGCUUCAUCUCUGACAUCAAAAUGGAUUGGUGAUGGAGAGAAAAUGGUUCGCGCAUUAUUUUCGGUCGCCCUUUGUCACCAACCUGCUGUCAUAUUCAUAGACGAAAUUGAUUCUUUACUGUCACAAAGAAGUGAAACGGAACAUGAAAGUACGCGACGUUUAAAAACUGAGUUUUUGGUACGCCUAGAUGGCGCCACCACUUGUAACGAUGAACGUGUGUUGGUUAUUGGUGCGACCAACCGGCCACAGGAACUCGAUGAAGCUGCUAGGAGACGAUUUGUGAAACGGUUAUACAUUCCCUUACCAGAAUAUCAGGCUCGUCUGCAAAUUGUAACAAACUUAAUGUCCAAAGAACGUCAUAGCCUCGCUGAAUGCGAUAUGAGUAAGGUUGCCGAAUUGACUGACGGUUAUUCAGGAGCAGAUAUGAGAAAUUUGUGUUCAGAGGCAUCCUUGGGUCCCAUUCGUAGCAUUGAUAUAAGACAGAUGGAAUUCAUAGAAGCCAAUGAGGUACGACCUGUUGAAAUGAAAGAUUUCUCUAAGGCCCUGUCAACAGUAAGAUCAAGUGUGUCACCGAACGAUCUCACUCAAUAUGUAGAAUGGAACAAAGUUUACGGUUCGGGUUGUUUAAUUUAAGUUUAUUUAAUGUUAAUUAAUUUAUUUAUGUAAAAUAUUGCUAGUGCCCAGUGAACGUUACAACAAUU